GAACCGUCAUAACAAGAUGGCAGCGCACAGAGGACGCAUGGCGUUGACAUGAAUGAAGGCAGUUCUGUGUGGCAUGGCCGAGUAUAAGCUAGCCAUGCUGUCCUCAGUCUGCACGGUCCCGAUACCCUCAGCUAAUUGGAUGAUUGUUUUACACGCAGCUCCAAGAUGCUGACAACAGUUAUCUCCGUGUCCUAUACUUUUGGCACCCAGGUUGCCAGGGCAACCAGAACUUCCAUCUGGAGACAUAUAUCAUCUAACCGUGGGAGACAACUGAGUGAUCUGUAUCCCAACCUAGCACUGAAGAAGUCUGUCACUGGCAGUGGGCCUGGUCACCUGAUCUCUAAACAAGAGGUGAUGUUUGAGAUGCCUGUCAAAGUUGAGGAUCGUCAUGAGCUGCAGAGCAAACUAGAAACCCUGGAGAGUGUAGGCUGUACCAAAGACCAGAUACAGGAGAGUCCAGAAAUCCUGCUACUGACAGAGCGCGAGAUCCUGCGUCGCGUGGAGAGACUGAGGCGCUGUGGGAUACGCCAGAUCAAUGUGAUGACGCUGAAGCUGGGACAUAUCCGGUCCAAGGCAGUACUGCUUGAGAGAGCGUCCACGCUGCAGGCAGCGACAGCUGGGAAGGACACAUUGGCCGCGUCAAUGGCAGACAAGCUUCAGUAUAAUGAGAUGGAAUGGUACAGGGCAAGGAAAAAGUUUGUGUACCUGCGACACGUCCGUGAUAUGCCUUAUUUCAACACCAAGGUCGAUUACCUGUUUAACCUAGGAUUCUCUAUCGAGGACAUUAAACAGAAUAUCAUGGUGUUGAACAAAAGUCUUGGCUGUAUGAAGAUUCGUGUCAAGGCAGCAAUGUCUGCGAACGUUCUCCCGACACUUACGCUACAGGUGAUGAAUAUGACCGAUAAAAUGUUCAAUAAGUGGCUUCAGACGGCCAGAAUGGAAAAACAGGCGCUUGGCGAGUUCUCAGACAGAUUCGAAGUAUUUGCAGACUUGUUGGGCACAUCAGCCGAGGACAUUAAGCACAGCCCUGUGUUCAGAAGGUACAGUUUACAUCGUAUGAAAUCCCUGAUAGAAUUGCUGCUAGAGAAUGGACUGAAGAAAGACGAUAUUCUAUGUCAUGCUCACAUUCUGAUACGUGGCAGUAAGUCUAUUCUGCAGAGCCUGGACAAACUGAAGGAGUUAGGUUUCGUACAACCGUCCGUCGUACAAAUUGUCAACAUUAUCAACGGGCGACAGGUGUCGAAACGACAAUCCAAGAAAAGCGAAUUGGUGACCCUGGCGGAGUUGCUGCAGACGGAUCUCUCGCAGUUAGAACCACACAGACUCUUGCUGAGAACAACCCUCCUGAAGGGCAAAUACUCCAUCAGGAAAUCUGUAUAUUACCUUCGUUCUCAAGGUUUUAGCAGCCAGGAUAUUCUCUGUUGUCCAAUUCUGUUAGGACAUGACCUGCCUGUCCUGAAAUCUUAUGUUCAAUCUUACAGGGAUGUGGAAGACUUCAAAAAACUAGAGGCAGGUUUUGCAAAUGACAAAGGCAAAAUCUUGAAUUGGAUUCAGUACUUGAUUGAAAAAGACAUCAACUUUUCCUCCCAAGAAGCCAUUGCUGAGGAAGAUGGUGUUGACUGAGAAAUGUAUUGUUUUGUUUUUUUUAUAUAUGUUAGUGUGUGAUUUAUAGAAUCAAGUGAAACAAAAAUCUGGUGAAUGAAAGAAAGAUUUUUCAAAGAGAAAAUAAAGUGUUAAUUAAGCCAUUGAUCAUUCAU
Molecule: messenger RNA, 1757 nt
Organism: Liolophura sinensis
Lineage: Eukaryota; Metazoa; Mollusca; Polyplacophora; Chitonida; Chitonidae
Exons: 3
Coding region: 166-1623 (485 amino acids)
Biological process (GO): regulation of DNA-templated transcription; termination of mitochondrial transcription
Cellular component (GO): mitochondrial matrix
Molecular function (GO): double-stranded DNA binding
Source: RefSeq, a predicted model, not a curated record